UUCACCACCAAACCCACAAAUGGCCUCCACCUCUAUCACAUUUUGUAAUGCUCUACGCACUCUUUCCUGCUCCCCACGAAGCAUAUUUAACACUCAACUCCACGCUCUUCAACUGAUCAGAUCAAGCCGGCCAAUCGUUUUUCGAAGCGUUUCUGUGAUCGCCACGGAUCCGAGCAAGUUCAAGUGCGUAAGAACCAAGGCAUCAAUGGCUGAGACUUCCACUGACAACAAAAAGAAGGUGCAAGUGUUUGAUUCUGAGGAAGAUCUCGCUGUUUCACUGGCCAAAUACACGGCCGACUUGUCGGAGAAGUUUUGUAAAGAGAGGGGUAGUUUCACUGUCGUUUUGUCCGGUGGUUCACUCAUCAAGUCACUCAGGAAAUUGGUGGAUCAGCCGUAUGUUGAUUCAAUUGAAUGGGAGAAAUGGCACGUUUUUUGGGUGGAUGAGAGAGUUGUUCCGAAGGAUCAUGAAGAUAGUAAUUAUAAACUAGCGUUUGAUGGCUUUCUCUCUAAGGUACCAAUUACCCCUGGUAACGUUUAUUCUAUCAAUGAUUCACUGUCGGCGGAGGGUGCAGCUGAAGAUUAUGAGAUCUGUCUCAAACAUUUGGUUAAGAGUAAUAUAAUAGAUGUAUCACCAGCCACUGGGUUGCCAAAGUUUGAUCUCAUGCUUCUGGGUAUGGGCCCGGAUGGACAUGUAGCUUCUCUAUUUCCAGGGCAUCCUCUUGUAAACGAGAAAGAGAAAUGGGUUACCUUCAUUAAAGACUCACCAAAGCCACCUCCAGAGAGGAUCACUUUUACCUUUCCAGUAAUCAACUCAUCUGCAUAUAAUGCACUUGUGGUGUGCGGUGCUGGGAAAGCUGGUCCAGUGCAGGCUGCUUUGGGAAAUAGUCAGAAUUCUGAUAAGCUGCCUGUUCAAAUGGUUUCAGCAGAAGUUGAAUUAGCUUGGUUUCUAGACAAAGAUGCAGCUUCAAAACUUUAAGUGGUUGGAAAAUCUAGCGAUGUGAGCAGAUCCAUGUAAUAUCUACUGUCUUUAUUUUGUGCUUUGUGUACUUUGUGGUUUGUUUGAUCGAUGGAUAGGAGCUACUGGAUAUUGUAAUACUGGUAAUAGGUAUGGACUAAUAAGGCUUUUCUUCUUCUGCUAUGGCAAGAGAAAAGGGUUUGAAUCGAAUAAAAUUUUACGUCCAAGGCUCUUAUAGUUAUGUUUU
Messenger RNA from Pistacia vera, 1202 nucleotides. RefSeq names its product probable 6-phosphogluconolactonase 4, chloroplastic. The transcript has 3 exons. The record is from RefSeq and is a predicted model, not a curated record. Lineage: Eukaryota; Viridiplantae; Streptophyta; Magnoliopsida; Sapindales; Anacardiaceae. Gene Ontology annotation, biological process: pentose-phosphate shunt; carbohydrate metabolic process. Gene Ontology annotation, molecular function: 6-phosphogluconolactonase activity. Bases 20 to 976 code for a protein of 318 amino acids.